Molecule: messenger RNA, 2740 nt
Organism: Cajanus cajan (pigeon pea)
Lineage: Eukaryota; Viridiplantae; Streptophyta; Magnoliopsida; Fabales; Fabaceae
Product: S-adenosyl-L-methionine-dependent methyltransferases superfamily protein
Biological process (GO): RNA methylation
Molecular function (GO): RNA binding; tRNA (cytidine-N5)-methyltransferase activity
Source: RefSeq, a predicted model, not a curated record
AAACCCUACCAAAAACCAAACGGGUAACCGCCAAGCGAAGCAAAAGCAUCGUGAACAAUGGGUGGUGGCGGGAGGGGAGGAAGAUCACGCACUCAGCGGAAGCAUUUCCGCCAGAGCAGAGAGAAUGUGUGGAAGCGUUCCAAACCGGAUCACGAUCCUUCUUCCACCGAAAAUCCCUCUUGGACUCCCUUCGCUACUCAGAACGACGCUUUCGAUUUUUACUACAAAGAGCAGGGAAUUGUACACCCGCAACAGUGGGAACAAUUCGUCGCAGUUCUCAGAACUCCAUUGCCCGCAACCUUCAGAAUCAACUCUAGUAGCCAGUUUUCCGACGACAUUCGUUCUCAAUUGGAGGAUGACUUCAUGCAUUCUCUUCGUAACGAGGUUGUUGAAGGUGGUGAGACGGAGGCUAUUCGGCCGUUGCUGUGGUACCCUGGGAACUUCGCUUGGCAUUCAAAUUUUUCUAGGAUGCAGCUCAGGAAGAACCAAACACUUGAGAGGUUCCAUGAAUUCCUAAAACUAGAAAAUGAGAUUGGAAAUAUCACAAGACAGGAAGCUGUCAGUAUGGUUCCUCCCCUCUUCUUGGAUGUGCAUUCAAAUCAUUUUGUGCUUGAUAUGUGUGCUGCACCAGGUUCGAAAACAUUCCAAUUGCUUGAGAUUAUACACGAAUCAACUAAAGCAGGAUCACUACCUGAUGGAAUGGUUAUUGCAAAUGAUGUUGAUGUCCAAAGAUGUAAUCUUCUCAUCCACCAAACAAAAAGAAUGUGUACAGCCAAUCUAAUUGUUACAAAUCAUGAAGCACAACACUUCCCAGGAUGCCGGUUAAACAGAAAUUAUGAAAGGACGGAGUUAGAUCACAGUAUUGGCCAACUGUUAUUUGAUCGUGUUCUUUGUGAUGUCCCAUGCAGUGGUGAUGGUACCCUUCGUAAGGCACCUGAUAUGUGGAGGAAAUGGAACACAGGGAUGGGACAGGGUCUUCACAGCCUACAAGUUUUAAUUGCUAUGCGAGGUUUAUCUUUACUAAAAAAUGGUGGAAGAAUGGUUUAUUCAACAUGCUCAAUGAAUCCUAUUGAGAAUGAAGCUGUGGUUGCUGAGGUUUUGCGGAGGUGUGGAGGAUCUGUUGAACUUCUUGAUGUCUCUAGUGAGCUUCCACAACUUAUUCGUCGGCCAGGUCUCAAGAAAUGGAAGGUAUAUGACAAGGGCACUUGGUUAGUCUCUUACAAAGAUGUUCCUAAGUUUCGUAGAAGUGUAAUUCUUCCAAGUAUGUUUCCUUCUGGAAGAGGCCAUCAGGAUCUUGUUGAUAGUAGUUGUAAUGUUGACGUAGAUGACAUUACUAAUGUUAAUGGAAAUGCUGGUGACGGUAUUCUAGCCGUAGAGAAUCCUGCUAUGUCUGAGUCUUCUGUGGAAGUUUCAGAUUUCCCUCUAGAGCAUUGCAUGAGGAUAGUGCCUCAUGAUCAGAACACUGGAGCCUUCUUCAUUGCUGUACUGCAAAAAGUUUCUCCUCUGCCAGCAAUUUCAGAUAAAACUAAAAUAGAAAUCGAUGAGAAAUGUGUAGAACCAACAAACCAUAGUCUUAAUGAUGCACAAGUACCGGAGAUUAAUUCACCUGAAAGCACACAUGAAGAAGUCUUAAAAUCCGUUUCAGAGGAAAAUGUAGAUGACAAUGAACCCAAUACCGAAGAUUUGGAAGUUAGUCCUGUUACAUGUGACGAGCAGAAUUCCAAGGAAACUCAAGAGCCCAACAAUGUACCAAACAUGGCAAAGAGGGUUCCAGGCAAAAGAAAGCUACAAAUUCAAGGCAAAUGGAGGGGUGUUGACCCUGUUGUCUUUUUCAAAGAUGAAGCAAUUAUUAAUAGUAUAAGGGAUUUUUAUGGGAUCAAUGAGCAUUUUCCAUUCAAUGGUCAUCUUGUUACAAGAAACAGUGAUGUAAAUCAUGUGAAAAGAAUUUAUUAUAUCUCCAAGUCAGUUAAGGAUGUUCUUGAGUUGAACUUCAAAGUUGGGCAGCAACUUAAAAUAACCUCAAUUGGCCUGAAGAUGUUUGAAAGACAAACAGCACGAGAAGGUAACUCUGCACCAUGUGCUUUCCGGAUAUCAUCAGAAGGAUUGCCUCUUAUUCUCCCAUACAUAACCAAACAGAUUCUGCAUGCAUCUCCCGCAGACUUCAAGCAUCUUCUGCAGAACAAAGAUGUAAAAUUUGAAGAUUUUAUUGAUGCUGAGUUUGGUGAAAAAGCUGCAAACCUGAUGCCAGGCUGUUGUGUGGUAAUUAUGAGUAAAGGGAACAGCGUUGCUACCGAGUCCCUCCAAGUGGAUGAAUCCACAAUCGCCAUUGGAUGCUGGAAGGGUAGGGCGAGAUUGAGUGUGAUGGUUACAGCUAUGGACUGCCAAGAACUACUUGAAAGGCUUUUAAUACGUUUUGACACUAAAAACGGUUCCUCUGGGCAUGUGGCGGCAGAAGUACAGCCUGUGCAAGAGUUAAACAGUAAAAAUGACCAUGAUGAUGGUGAUGUGAAAGCUUCUGUGAAUUAAAAGUGACUACUUAACAAAUAUUUAUUACUCAGUUGUAACAGAAAUGAAUGCUAUUUAGCAUUUACAGAAUGGUGAUUUUGUCCUUCACCUACGAAACAUCAGUGAAAAAGUUGCUUGUUUUUGUUAACCCCGUCAUUAUUUUCAAAGACAGACAUUGUUCCAUAUUUGUAUUAAUAUUUAUAUUGAUAUUAUUCUAUAGUUUCAGUUUCAUAAA